Bactrocera oleae (olive fruit fly) is the source of this 941-nucleotide messenger RNA. Lineage: Eukaryota; Metazoa; Arthropoda; Insecta; Diptera; Tephritidae. The record is from RefSeq and is a predicted model, not a curated record.
AGUCGGUCAUCGGCGAUACGCGUGCGUAGUAAUAGUAUUUAGCGAUUAGCGCGCAGCAUUAGUAGCUCCGCGUGUUAUAACGAAGGACGAUCAUUAGUGCUUGAGUAGAAACGCGUAAAAUGAGUUAUACGAACUUAAAAGGCGUAUUGGCACAUGCGCGUUGUGAAAUAAUGUGAAUAUCAACUGAGCUGAAAAAAAAUUAUAAUUAUUAAUACUAUACUGCAUAACAAAAGGUGUUUGUGCUCUGACAGUGUAAUAUUUGUGUUUAAACUUUAUUACCAAUAAACUACUGACUUCAAAACAAGAUUUAUAAAACAAUGAGUUUUACGUUGCUACCGACUAACGCCUAUCAUGUACGCCCCACUUGCUCGCCGUUUCGCGUGCAGUUGCACAUACUAUUUGGUUUUGUGUUGGGUUUUCUGAUGGCGCUAGGUACACUACUGCUAUAUAAUCACUAUCAAAUUGAGAGCGUACAACAGCGGCAACACACUACUGCCACCGAGUACUGGCAAACGGGUUACAUGACGGCCUUGCAGGAGGUGGCCACCGAGGCCGAUACGUUGCAACAACAGCUCAACGAGCGGGUGCGUGUGCUAUGCAUGGUGUUGACAUCGCCUAGCCAGCAUGCGAGUCAUGCGCUACAUGUGAAAGCCACUUGGGGCAAACGUUGCACGCGUUUGAUAUUCUUGAGCAGCGAGGAGGAUGAGGAAUUGGGCGCUGUGGCAGUAGUGGAAAGUGAGGCGGACACUUAUGAUGAUUUGUGGAAUAAGACACGCGAGGGAUUUCGCUAUGUGUACGAACGUUAUUUGGAAGACUAUGAUUGGUUCGUCAAGGCGGACGAUGAUACUUACAUGGUUAUGGAAAAUUUACGUUACAUGCUUUACGCAUAUUCCCCGGACAUUCCAAUCUAUUUUGGCUAUCAGCUGGUGCGUUAUGGUGUG